UGAAUCUACUGGAAUAGGCUGUAAUGCUUCAGAUUUUGAAGUAGAAUAUUGGCUUCCAGAUAUUGCUUUAGCUGUUUAUAUUCUUUUUGUUGCUAGGACACCAGAAUCUAAGCCAUAUUUGUUUCUUCAAAUUUAA
Molecule: messenger RNA, 136 nt
Organism: Dentiscutata erythropus
Lineage: Eukaryota; Fungi; Glomeromycota; Glomeromycetes; Diversisporales; Gigasporaceae
Source: the annotation of a GenBank genome assembly